CACGUCGUCACAUAGGCUAAGUGUGGAUACGUGUAAAACAGGGCAGGUCAGAUGUUCAAAACGACAGCAGGAACUGCGGAUUUAAAGUAGGAUGUCUAAAACCACUGGGUUUUAGAGGACAUGAACGCAACUGUGUGUGCAUGCUCAGAAGAAUCACCGGAGAACUGUCGAGGUGAAUCUUUCGGAAUAUCGAAACGAGUGCAGAAAACAUUCAUUUGAAAGGACAGGGGCAGCACGUGAGUGAUGACAAACUUUGCGACGCCGAUCUCAACAAGGAACUUUAACGCGACUAUUUCAGAGCGUCAUAAUAUGACUCUAAUGUGCUCUAAUAUGAAUAUAUUUUGUGUCUAAUAUGUCUUUGAGUGUAAAACCGCGGAAGUUUGCCAGGACAACAGAGUUUAGUUUAGGUCAUACGGCAGAAAUGUUGCCACGCAGUCGUUUUUGAGUUCGGGAUGCCCUUCUGUGGUUACAUUCACACACUCAGUGUUUGGCAUUAACAGCAUUCUGUAACGAGUUUUCUGCUCCCAAAGUGUCUUUUUACAGCAGUCGCGAGGGUAAUGAACGUCGUCUCUCUAAGUCCAGGUAAACCACAAUCAAAUCCCGUUUUUAUUAUCGCGAUAGCGUAAAUAACGCUUGUAACCAUAGCGACAGAGUGGUUUCAUUUCAGUUCUGCCGGUCAUUUCGUGCUACGUUCGCGGAUUCUCUGAUGUUGUUGAAAAGUCACAUCUCUGUUUAUAAUUCGUUUCCGUCUUUUUAAUAUUCAGGUAGUCAUAUUAAAAAAUGUGGAUUCACUCUCUUUCAGAACCGAACUGAGCGUGAACUGAAAAUACUUGAAAAGAAUUCAUAGUAACGUUACUAAAAUGAUGAAGUUUAGGAAGUAUUUAAGGGGCAGGGGGAGGGUCUUGGCUUUUGUGUUUAUCGCGUCUGUAAUCUGGCUCCUUUUUGACAUCGCAGCAUUGCGGAUAUCAAUUAUUAAUGAUGUGAAUCAGGAUCUUAAAGAGAGAGAGAUUGUACUAAAACAGGGAAGGAGGAAAGACGAUGUAAAGGAUGUGCUCGAACACCCCCUGCAAAAAGUAAACAUAGACAAAAAGGAGUUUUUGAAAAACAGCAACAGGUUAGAAAGGAAAGUUGAUAAGGUUUACAGAAAGAGGCCGAUGGUGUGGCCAGAAAAUCAAGCUGAGUUAAAACAAGACAAACAUCUGAAUCCAAUGUCUAUGGCUGACAAGUCUUUUGUGAAACAAAAUGAGUUAAUUAACCAAAGUAAAGUGAAUAUAAUUGUGAACUCACUUGUUAGGGGAACAAUUAUUAGCAUCCCUGAAAAAAUAAACAAGACAAAAACUGUUAUUAAUGGCAAAGUGAAGAAUAUAACCACAAAGAAAAACAAAAUAAAAGCUGUUUUUAAUGAACAGACAGAUGCAAAUCUAGAUGUCAAAGCACAUUUACUUACUAAAGCACUGCCUGCUGUCCAGGAGAAAGUGCAUCCUCCUGCGCUCAAAGAAAACAGUGUGAAAAAAGUACAUCAUAUUAAUGGCACAGUAGUGAUGCCACACAAUGAAGUACAUGUAAAUGCGGGUUUACAAAGGAACUUGAGCAAUGAAUUGCUGAAACCAGCAGAGGGUGAUAAACCGAAGAACAUUAUUGAAAAUUCAGAGAAACAUGGCAGUACUUUCAACAAAACGAAACCAGAUAUUAUUCAAAUACCAAGUGAACUUAAGGCUCAGCACCCAACAGAUGAGGCAUUACGAGUACCGCAGCCUACAAGUGUGCGGGUGAGGAGGUCAGGAGGGCAUCAUAAAGUUAUGGCCCUAGAUGUGACAGACAGGCCCAGAGAUCCCACAGCGGUGGGACAGUUUGGCCAGCCUGCAAGAGUUCCCAGAGAUAAAGAACAGGAGAGUCGAAGACGCUGGAGUGAAGGAUUUUUUAAUGUAUUCCUGAGUGAACAGAUACCAAUAGACAGAGCCAUCCCGGACACCAGACCUCAAAUAUGUUCAGAAAACAUCGUUCAUGAUGACCUGCCCAAUACCAGUGUGAUCUUCUGUUUUGUGGACGAGGUUUGGUCCACUCUGCUGCGCUCGGUGCACAGUGUGCUCAACAGGUCUCCUCCACACCUGCUCAAAGAGAUCAUUCUGGUGGACGACUGCAGCACCAAAGACUACCUGAAGGAGCAGUUGGAUGUGUAUAUGUCUCAGUUCCCUAAAGUACAAAUCAUCCGUCUGAAAGAGAGACAAGGCCUAAUCAGAGCCAGAAUUGCAGGGGCCGCCGCUGCUACUGGUGAAGUGUUGACAUUCCUGGACUCUCACGUUGAGUGUAACGUAGGUUGGCUGGAGCCACUGUUAGAAAGAGUUUACCUGGACCGCAGAAAAGUGGUCUGUCCUGUUAUUGAGGUCAUCAGUGAUAAGGACAUGGGUUACAUGCUUGUUGAUAACUUCCAAAGAGGCAUUUUCAGAUGGCCGCUGGUGUUUGGCUGGAGUGCACUACCAGAGGAAUUUAUUAGAAAGAACCAGAUCAAGGAUUCAGACCCUAUCAGGUGUCCUGUUAUGGCAGGGGGUCUUUUCUCUAUAGACAAAAGCUAUUUCUAUGAACUGGGGGCGUAUGAUCCAGGCCUGGAUGUCUGGGGUGGGGAAAAUAUGGAAAUCUCUUUUAAGAUCUGGAUGUGUGGAGGCGAGAUUGAAAUCAUCCCCUGCUCACGUGUCGGCCACAUCUUCCGUGGUGAUAACCCUUACAAGUUCCCUAAAGAUCGUGUGAAGACAGUUGAGAGAAACUUGGCCAGGGUUGCAGAGGUGUGGCUGGAUGACUAUAAAGAGCUGUUUUAUGGCCAUGGCUACCACCAUCUGCUGGACAAAAGUGUGACUGAUAUAGGAAAUCUGACAGAACAGAUUGAGCUGAGAAAAAAACUCAAGUGUAAAAGCUUUAAAUGGUACUUGGAGAAUGUCUACCCAGACCUGAACGCCCCUCUGGUUAAAGCAGAAGGACUGAUUUUCAAUGUUGGAACCAGAAAAUGUUUGGUGCUUCAAAAUGACAUUUUAUUUUUUGAUAAAUGUGAUCUCACAAAUAAGAGUCAACACUUCAGCUACACCUGGUUAAGGAUGCUUCGACAGAACACUUCCUGUUUGGCUCCUCAGGAAAAACAGAUUAUCAUGGAACCAUGUGACAGCGCAAAGCCACAUCUCCGCUGGAUGCACAAGUCUGGUAAAGGUUUGACGGAGCAUGUGAUGAUGGAGGGUCAUUCCCGACCCAUUUGCCUGGAAGCUGGAGUUAAAGCUGACAGCAUCUUCCUUAAGGACUGUGAUACUGUCAAUAAUUUUCAGAAAUGGCAGUUUACACACUACUAUGCUGAGUGAGAUGCUCCAGAAUAUCACUCACAUAUUGUCGAUAACAACUUUCACCUCUGUGCAUAGAUUUCUAAUUAUAUAUAUAUAUAUAUAUAUAUAUAUAUAUAUAAUAUAUAAUAUAUAAUAUAUAUAUAGCAUAUGUGUGGUUUGAUGAGAGUCCACUUAAUGCACUUUGUGUAAUACAGAUAUGGUUUUUGACAUUCUGUAUCAUAAGGGUUUGAGGUUCACAUCAGGGAAUCAGGUCUUCUCUUUUGGUUAAUACAGGUUAUUUGUAUUUUAUGAUUUCCUUGGGAAAUACUGGUAUGGAUAGCAAAUGAUACACGGGGGAUUUUCUACAACAAAAAAACAUUUUGAAGUACCCUUAUAAUAUUUUCACAAUAAAGUUAUUGUUGCUUGUAAA
Molecule: messenger RNA, 3732 nt
Organism: Cyprinus carpio (common carp)
Lineage: Eukaryota; Metazoa; Chordata; Actinopteri; Cypriniformes; Cyprinidae
Product: polypeptide N-acetylgalactosaminyltransferase 5
Cellular component (GO): Golgi apparatus
Source: RefSeq, a predicted model, not a curated record